This is a messenger RNA of Eremomyces bilateralis CBS 781.70, 569 nucleotides long. RefSeq lists its product as uncharacterized. The transcript is spliced from 2 exons. NCBI's taxonomy places the organism in Eukaryota, Fungi, Ascomycota, Dothideomycetes, Eremomycetales, Eremomycetaceae. The coding region runs from base 127 to 360 and encodes 77 amino acids. The record is from RefSeq and is a predicted model, not a curated record.
UUUCGGUCUGGUUACCUUGUCAGUCCUUCGACGACAUCCUUCGACCACGGGAGAGAUUUAUUUCUCUGUCUCUGUCUUCAUCACCGGUAGGUACGACCUUCCUUCCUUCGUCCGAUCGAGCCGUUGAUGACCAACAUCGAAUCGCUCUUUCCUUCCACACUGUUCCGCUUCCCUGAUACACACUCCGGCGACUCACCAGGCAUCGCCUGUGUGUAUACACCUCACUCACUUCCCUUCGACCCUAUACUCCUGUAUCCCAUAUUAUUCUUGUUAGCCUCAGCCUUGGUCCUCCGUGUGCAUUGCCUCGUCUCCGUUGUUCCAGCUUGGACCUCGAAGUCGACCCCCACGCGUGGUUGUUGAGAUUGUCAUUCGGUGGUGGACUUGGCCUCAUGAAACCCGUCUUCACGGGCCAAUUGAGGAGCACACAUUGCUUGAAUCGGUUGUCACGGCUGGGACUGGCUCAAACUCAUUAUCUUUCGAUCAGACCUCGGGUUUUUCGUGCAUUAUCCAUUUUGUAAUGCUGUCCGGUCCACUUCGAUCAUAAUCCUCCUGUCGACGUGUAAAGUGGA